AUGGCAGAGACAGGCUUUUGGCUCGAUGCUGCAGCCUUCCAGGCCAUGUGCCGGUCCGCGGAUGUGCCGAGCCAGACCAAGGGAAAUGCUUUUAUGCUGCUGAAUGACAGGCAAAGCGCUGCAGUUGACCGUAGCCGAACUAUUGGCGAUGCAGGGUACGCGCUGUCGUCACAAUGGGUGAGGCGUUUUUGCGCCAUCAAAGCGAACGUGCUAGCGUUCGCCCCUCACGCAGAUGCCGCAUGUGAAGGCGCUUAUCUUUUGGAGGACGUCAACGUGGCUUGUCGUACGGCAAAGGACGCCCUGAUAGCAGGAGCCAUACCGUGUCUACCUGGAUCAGAGGGAGGGCAGUACGUCGUUCACGUGACCAAUAAGAGGGAUCAGAUAUACGGGAAGCAAAUCCGGCCUCUCAUCUUCGCCGUGUCAUCUGCCGAAGCCGCGGAAUCAUGGAAAAAGGCCAUACUGGAAGCAAACUUCCGCGCAUCUCGAGCACAGCUGUCCCGCUUGACUGUGGAGUCGCGGAAGGAGAAAUCCCUUGCACAGAGAGAUCGAGACAAGACAGAAAUAUGUGCCUCCCAGCGAGAAGCAGAACUUGAGAGCAUGGAAGUGACGAAGCAAAAACUGGUUUUAGAAAUCGAACGCCUCCAAGAAAAGGCAAAGCGACUGCAAACUUCUGGAGAGGUCACAGAGAAGGCGGCGGCCGAGUACAUUGACCAGAAGGUGACGGAGAUUUCUGCUUUGCAGUGUCAGCUUGCUAAGGAGUUACAGCAGAAGGCGAUCCUCAGGAAGACGGUGUCGGAGUUACGUGAGCAUGCGAGCGACCAGCAACGCCGGAUCACCGCUCUUGAAGCAGAGAAACGUCGACUUACUACGCAGUACACAGAGCUCCUUAGGGAUAUUGAAGAAGCAAACGACGCCCCAGCCCGCAUUUCUCUCAUCGCGGCUCGCAGCCGUAGCCGAAGCCAACGACUUGCGAUGGAGAACAAGAAACUCAGGGAGGAAAACCGCGCGCUCACUCGGCACUUUUACGAGAUAGAAGACAAAUUCGAACAAAAGCUACAAAUGGUGCGACGAGUUGCAGAAGCUGGAGACAUCUUCAGUUACCUGAGGAAAUGGUUGCUCUGCAGCGAGAACAAGAUAAAGUUCUAUGAAAUGGGACACAAGAUGACAAAAGACGAAGUCAAAGGUCAACGACGGAAGAUACGGGAACUCCAAGAGGAACUCCGCAUUGCAGAAGCGGUUGCACGAUCUUCAUACAUAUCGGUGCGAUCUAUUCUUCUCGACGAACAACUAAAGUCGUAUACAAAACGCGCUGAAGUUCCAGAUGUUUACUCUUUUGUCAAAACGUCCCUGGAAAGAUUUGGGUGGAUUCUUGGCGAGACAGAGAUUGUCCAGCCUGUAGACCGGGCCUACGGCGUCGAGCUCCCUCACUGGCUGCAUGGCACCCCUGACAGCUCGAAAGUGCCUCUGCUGGAGCGAAUUUACCCUUGUGGAGCUCUCGAGGGCGGUUCGCGGUUCUCCCUGGUGCCUGGUGUAGACGUGAUGCAGCCAGUCGAAAGCAUGGUACCCCUCAGCAGAUUCGCUGCGCUUGAGACCUCCAUGCGUCUCCUUGAGCUUGACUUCAAAGAGCUUCAGGAGAACUACGAUGUUGCGAGCGAAAAACUUAUGAAGUACUACGCCAUGGUGCGCGAUCUGCGCGACGGGUGGAAUCAGACUGACCGUUUCGCUGCAGAACGCGAACGGGGUGAGAGCACGGAAGGAGCGGGAAGUCGUGAGGUUUCUCCCUUGGAAGCGCUUCGGAAACCCGGAGCAUUUCUGGCCUCGAUAGUCGGGGUCACGUCGCCAGUGUCGGCGACUGAAAAACCCUAA
Messenger RNA from Besnoitia besnoiti, 1866 nucleotides. RefSeq lists its product as uncharacterized. The transcript has 12 exons. Bases 1 to 1866 code for a protein of 621 amino acids. Lineage: Eukaryota; Apicomplexa; Conoidasida; Eucoccidiorida; Sarcocystidae. The record is from RefSeq and is a predicted model, not a curated record.